Messenger RNA from Drosophila nasuta, 1028 nucleotides. It is a transcript of the gene Sc2, whose product is annotated as trans-2,3-enoyl-CoA reductase Sc2. The transcript has 5 exons. The coding region runs from base 76 to 984 and encodes 302 amino acids. Lineage: Eukaryota; Metazoa; Arthropoda; Insecta; Diptera; Drosophilidae. Gene Ontology annotation, molecular function: oxidoreductase activity, acting on the CH-CH group of donors. The record is from RefSeq and is a predicted model, not a curated record. Gene Ontology annotation, biological process: very long-chain fatty acid biosynthetic process.
GGUCACACUUGAGGUAAGACUACCUGGGCAGCAAGAUUAGCAGAGAGAUUGUCACGGAAAAUUAACGUAAAUAAUAUGGAGCUAGAAGUACUUGAUGCAAGGAACUCCAAGUCCUAUGGCAAAGUGCAGGUGUCCUCAUCGUCGCUAUCCAUCAGCGAAUUGCGUGUGGUGAUUCAUAAGUCCCUAAAGCAAACGCCGCAUGCUGACCGCAUAUCGCUUCGCUUGGAACCGCGUGGCAAGAGCUUGAAGGACACGGAUUCAGUGAAAUCCCUCAAUUUGGGCAAUGGCGAUAAGGUGUACAUCAAGGAUUUGGGGCCACAAAUUGGCUGGAAGACUGUAUUCCUGGCUGAAUAUGCAGGUCCUUUGAUUGUCUAUCUGCUAUUCUAUUUCCGCCCAGAGUUGGUCUAUGGCAAGGCGGCUGGCAACGCGAUCUCACUCACCACGCACAUUGCUGCUGGUUGCUACACCGUACAUUAUGUGAAGCGUUUGCUGGAGACGAUCUUUGUGCAUCGCUUCUCUCACAAUACGAUGCCAUUGCGUAAUCUUUUCAAGAACUGCAGCUACUAUUGGGGAUUCACAGCAUAUGUGUCCUAUCACGUCAAUCACCCAUUGUACACCUCGCCCUGCAUGUGCACUGUUUGGGCUGCUCUUGGCGCCUUUGCCCUCUGCGAAUUGGGCAACUUUUCAGUUCACAUUGCCCUGCGCAAUCUGCGCCCACCGGGCACCAAAGUGCGCAAGAUCCCUGUGGCCGACAGCAAUCCCUUGACCAAGCUCUUCAACUUGGUGUCUUGCCCCAACUAUACCUAUGAGAUUGGCGCCUGGGUGUCCUUCUCGGCCAUGACUUCCUGCCUGCCAGCUUAUCUGUUUGCUUUGGCCGGUGCUUUCCAGAUGACUGUUUGGGCUUUGGCCAAGCACCGUAAUUAUCGCAAGGAGUUCAAGGAUUACCCCAGGGGUCGUCGUGCAAUUUUCCCAUUUGUUCUUUAAAUGGCUAAAUGUCGAACAAAAACAAAAAGCUAUACAUAUUCCAA